AUGUCUAUCCCCAACGAAGCUUUGCAGAAACUACUGCAGGAAAUCGAAGCUCGCGCCAUCAGCUCGCAGCAACAAAUCGGCGUCACCAAGGCACAGAUCACGGCCAAACAGAAGAACAUCCGUCUCCUUGAGUUGACGUCAAAGGAGAUCGGCUCCCUGCCCAAGGACACUAAUAUUUACGAGGGUGUAGGGAAAAUGUUCGUGGCUGUCCCAAUGAACACGGUUGACAAGCGGCUAUCGACCGAGAGCACCGAGUUGAAGACGGAUAUCGAGGGCUUGGAGAAGAAACUGAAUUAUCUCGAGAUGACGCAUAAGAACAGUCGUGAGAAUCUGGAGCAGAUCCUGAAGUCCGGGGGAAGGGCAUGA
This is a messenger RNA of Aspergillus clavatus NRRL 1, 366 nucleotides long. Its product is annotated as putative prefoldin subunit 1. The record is from RefSeq and is a predicted model, not a curated record. The transcript is spliced from 3 exons. Gene Ontology annotation, molecular function: protein folding chaperone. Gene Ontology annotation, cellular component: cytoplasm; prefoldin complex. Lineage: Eukaryota; Fungi; Ascomycota; Eurotiomycetes; Eurotiales; Aspergillaceae. Gene Ontology annotation, biological process: protein folding. Bases 1 to 366 code for a protein of 121 amino acids.